Messenger RNA from Gongylonema pulchrum, 216 nucleotides. Lineage: Eukaryota; Metazoa; Nematoda; Chromadorea; Rhabditida; Gongylonematidae. The record is from the annotation of a GenBank genome assembly.
AUGUUUAUUUCAUAUGUGCCCACGGAAUGUGGCACAAUCGAUGCCGAAUUUGCGCCAUGUGUUGGUAAGAAGACUGCUGAUCAGCUGUUCUACGACUGCUGCAAGCUGUACAUCGAACCUGAAUGUCACGAUCUUUGUCAAUAUGAAGUUGAUAGAGAUGCGGCGCAAUCACUUGUACAGAGUGUUUUUCGUUUCCUUAACACUUUCGUCAAAUAG